CGCAGCGGAUCGGGACGCGGGGCGAGCCCGCGGAGCGCUGCCCGGCUCGGCGCCGCUCGGAUAGCGCGCUGCGGCGCCGCCGCCUCGUCUCCGCCGCCCAGGCGAGCGAGUCACACCGCCUGCAAGCCCAGCUGCCUGGCAGGGCGAAGGAGAGACAAACUAAACGCCAGCGAAUCCCCAGCCGCUACUCCUACCUGGUUCUAUUUUAUUUUAUUUUCUGUAAUUAUUUCGGGAAAAAAUAACAACAACAACAAAAAAUACAUCGCCGUGUUUUUAGCAAUUCGUGCUGCGUGUGCAGUUGUUUCCAGCACACCCCUGAUAAACAAAGGAAAAGGGGGAGGGGGCCCGCGUUUCGCAGAAGACAUGCGUUCCGUCAGGAAGAGGUGGACUGUGUGCACCAUAAGUCUCCUCCUCAUCUUCUACAAGACGAAGGAAAUAACGCGGACCGAGGAGCGCCAGGAGAUACCUCUUGCCGGAGAUGGUGAACUGAGUUUGAGUAGAUCAAUGAUCAAUAGCUCUGAUAAGAUAAUUCGAAAGGGUGGCUCCUCAAUCUUCCAACAUGCUGCAGAAGGUUGGAAAAUCAAUUCUUCUUUGGUGAUGGAAAUAAGGAAGAACAUUCUGCAGUUCUUGGAUGCCGAAAGAGAUGUCUCAGUGGUCAAAAGCAGCUUCAAGCCAGGAGAUGUAAUUCAUUAUGUACUGGACAGACGUCGCACUCUAAACAUUUCUCAGGAUUUGCACAGCCUUCUCCCUGAAAUUUCCCCAAUGAAAAAUCGCCGAUUUAAAACCUGUGCAGUUGUUGGGAAUUCUGGCAUUCUUCUGAAGAGUGGUUGUGGAAAAGAGAUUGAUAGCCAUGACUUCGUGAUAAGGUGCAAUCUAGCUCCUGUGGUGGAGUUUGCUGCCGAUGUGGGAACUAAAUCUGAUUUUAUUACCAUGAACCCAUCAGUUGUACAAAGAGCAUUUGGAGGCUUUCGGAAUGAGAGUGACAGAGAAAAAUUUGUGCGUAGACUGUCCAUGCUGAAUGACAGUGUCCUUUGGAUCCCAGCUUUCAUGGUCAAAGGUGGAGAGAAGCAUGUGGAGUGGGUUAAUGCAUUAAUCCUUAAGAAUAAAUUGAAAGUUCGAACCGCCUAUCCAUCACUGAGACUUAUUCAUGCUGUCAGAGGCUAUUGGCUGACAAACAAGGUCCACAUUAAACGACCCAGCACUGGUCUCCUCAUGUAUACACUUGCCACCAGAUUUUGUGAUGAAAUUCACCUGUAUGGAUUUUGGCCAUUCCCAAAGGAUUUACAUGGAAAACCAGUCAAGUAUCACUAUUAUGAUGAUCUGAAGUAUCGGUACUUUUCUAAUGCCAGUCCUCAUAGGAUGCCAUUAGAGUUUAAAACGUUGUAUGUGUUACAUAAUAGAGGAGCACUUAAAUUAACCACAGGGAAAUGCAUCCAGCAAUAAAACAUAUGUAAAGUACAAUAAAUACAGAAUAUGCAGCUCGUCAUAAAGAUGAUGUGGAAUGGCAAUGGGACCACAGUGGGGAUUUGUUUCAAUACCCACUAAGUCACUGGAAAAAGGUGUUAUAUCAGAAGUACAUAAUGAGCUAUUAUACCUGUAAAGUGCUAUAUAACUAAACUAUUUUGACUGCAAGGGUUCAAGUAAGUGCCACUUUCACUAAGAACAAAGCUUGAAUGUAUGCUCAGUAGUGUUUACAGGAUGCAGUGACACAUUCAUCACGAAUUAAAGAAGAAAAAGAGCCUGCCAAUUUGCAACAGUGAUCAGACAGCCCACACAAGAAUACCCAGUGGAUGGAAUAUUUACUUCAGUAAAUAAAUCAGGCUUUGGCAGAAAAUACCAUGACGGAUUUGAGUAAAGAAAGAGAAGUCUGUAACGUCAAACAAAUCAGUAAAUGCCUUCAGUCAGAGAACUGUUUCUGAUACUGUAUUAUAACCUCAGCUUUUGUUGCAGUUUUUCUUAUCCAUUGGUUUGGUUUUGUUGCUUUUAAGUUUUGGAGCCCUUACAAGAUUUCAAGGAUGUUAUGAGUAAUGAAAUUUUUUAUCUUAUAGAAUUGUCUUAAGGAAAAAAAAAUUGUAAGCAUGAGAGGGUGGAGGGGAACAUCAAAUAUUUUAUCAAGUGUUAUUGUGUUAUAUCCUACUGUCACACAAUCCUUAAAAUCCCAAUUGUUUUUCUAGCUAUUGUUGUCAGUACCUGUUACAUGAAACAAUGCAGAUAUCAUUUUGAUCUGACUUAAAGAGAAGUUUUUCUCUCCUGUACAGAUUUGAAGACAUACAAGAGGAUGCACUUGUUUUUGGUGCCAAAGAUUACUUUUAUACAUAUUUUUUCCUUAUCUUGGAGAAAUAGUGUGGAUUUAUGUUUCUUUGCUACUUAAGGGAACAUAUUCUUUGUUAUUUAUAUUUUUUAAGCAUCUCAAAUCAAAGCCUCUUUACUGACUUCGCAUGGAAAAUUCUUCAGAAAAAUCUGCAGGAGUAAAGUAAUUACUUCAUGCAUUCAAAUAUAUAUAUAUACACACACACACACAGAGUUUUAUUCUUGGUAGAAAGGAAAAGUCUAAAGAAACUCAGGUGACAAUGAAACUAAAGGAAAAAAAAAGACCUAGCCAAUUAAUGCAGAUCAUACAGUUCUUUAAAACUUCUAAUGCUGUUAAAUGAUCUCUUUAUUUAAUAUACCUCUUUGUGUUAUCUAGAUGUUCUGAUGUGUAACUGACUGAAAUAACACAGAGCUGCAUUAUCUCACAGUGUUUUUUUGAUCAUCACUCUUGUUUAUCAAAAAAAACCAAGUGUUCUUUCACUUCCUUCUUUCCAAAAAAAACCACAAGAAAUUACAGGAGCUUAGGAGAGGGUGGAGUGUCAGUACAGCAUACAUUAAGAAAAAAAACUUGUCAUCCUGUGAUAUAUUUUAGUGCUAAAGGAGCACAUAAAUGGUAACAGCAUGGUUUCACAUCUCUCCUGUUAUGCUUGGCUAAGGAGCAGGCAUGCAGGUAUAAUGUAUGGAUAUUUUCUUGUUAUGUUUUCAAAGCUACAUUAGGUCCUGAUCUCCAAAUACGAUUUUCAGUGUAUCUAUUGAAUUUUGAAUUAGUUUGAACAAUUUCAUAUGUAUCAUCACUCUCACAAACAUUUUCUAGCUGAAAAUGCUCUUUUUAUUACCCAUUUUCUCCUCUUAAGUUUAUGUAUUCUUCAUGCAUGAUUGGAGAUCUGCAGUUAUCUCUGACCUUUAAAAUCAAAUUUGGUAGCUAAAUCACUGCCUUGCAGCCAAAUAUUACAGAAAGUAGAAAGUCGGUUCUGUUACAUGUAAGACACAGUAACAUCUUUCCUUAUUCACCAGACUUUCCUACCUAGGACAGUUUACUUUGGCCAAAUGCUAAUGUGCAAUAAGUGGUCCUAACACGAAACUCACUGAAACCAAGGCAUCAUGAGGAACUAAACAGCCAUGCAGACUGAAAUAUGUUUAAUUUGUUGUUGAUAAACCAGAGGGUGCUAUUUGUUCACUGUGUAUGUCUUCAGUUUAAUACAAGGUUAUUUCUUUGAUGAAGCGUGAGCAUAUUCCUGUUCUUGCUGUUAGGGUUUUGCUGCUGUUGAUCUUCUACAGCAUAUUUCAUAUACUUUGACAAAAUUGAAAUAAAAAAUUCACAGAUUGCCAGUCUCUCAGAAGCUCAGAGAAACAUCUGCUCAACUUUAUCUUCUGGGAAUGUCUUUUCUUCUCUCUAGUGUCAGGCCAUCAACAAACAGCAUGCUCAAGUAGUGUAAAAUAUUAACUGACAGGUGAUUUUGUUCACCUGUGGAAGGUUUGAAUAUGCCAACUGAUUACGUAUCUGACAGCUGAGUCAAUGGGGACUGUCUUAUUCCUUGCAAGUAAAAAAAUUAUUUGUGCAAAUGAAUAAAUGAAAAUAAUACUAUGUAAAUAGAAAGGUGAGAAAAUUUGCCUUUAAAUGUCAGCAGAAAUAUUAAACCUUGGCCUAAACAUUGGGUUUGCACGCUUCACAUUUGAUUUUCUGCAAGUGAAGUUAACUUUAGUACAUGAGCCAUGGAGUCCAGAUAUUUACCCUAUCACUGAAUUUCUCUUACUUGGUUUGGCACAAGACAUGACAGUGUCUUGUCAUGCACCUGCUUCAAAGACAACAGAGUUUUUCCAUCCCUCCUCAAAACUGGGCCUUAACCUCAUGUUCUGCAGGCUUUCUACCUUCAGUAUUGCACUCUUGGACACCAUGAGCCAUAGGCUCAGGGCACUCCACUGUCAUCCACACUCAUCCUUCUCACAGCACUCAGCACCCUACCAAAACAAUGGGACUCCACACCAGUCCACCUGUUCUUUCACCUGUCUCACUUUAUCCUGAGCUGAGGUGUGAUACAGUGAGGAAUGGGUCUCAAACCAUUCUCUGAGGAAAGCAGCAGUUUUAGUCCUUGACUGUGUAGGUUUCCGCAAGUACUAGGGGUCAUUUUACACUGUUGUUCUUGUAUAAGACCUGCGUCCAUGUGGAGCCCAAAGGUUCUGGGAGGCUGCCUGGUGGGUGGUUUGUUGUGCUACGAAUUGUUUUGGUAUGGUUUGUGACCACCAGUUAGUGCUUGCUCUAAGGCGACCUGAGGUGAGAUAUGCCCAGGACAUUCCCUGUUGUUUGCACUCUACAACUGGGAAGCUGUAGCAAUGUACUCAUUGUAGACACCCUUCUUACCUUUCCCUUGUACCUUGUACUUUCUGUACCUUCUUGGAGCAUUUCUGAUAAUGUACCCCAGGAUCUAAAUGGAGAAACACGAUUACUUCCACUGUGUGGCUUUUUCCCUAAAGGUGACCCAGGGCAUUGCAGCAAAGUCUUAACUGCUGUGUAGAGACUUCAGCAUGGAACAGAUUUCACUUUGUGGUUCUUCACUGGUUAGUAGUCAACAGCUUAAGCCUUCAUAGCUACCUUGGGUGAUUUCUGUUGUUUAUCCUCAUUCACACCUCUGCUGCCACAGCACAGAGCAGAUAAUCAAUUUAUAUUACAAUUGCCACUUUCAAAAUCCAACACUAUCAACAACUAAUACAAAGCAGUAGGAUAAAAGGAAAGAUCCCUAAUGUUGUAAUGUUAUCUGCCCUGGUGAAGAACAACUGAAAUGCCAAUCAGUUGUGUUCAAAGUGUUUCUCAAAUUUGUCCUCUCAUCAGCUAUAUUAAUUGCCUGCUGUAGUUCCUAAAUGUACAUUAAAAAAUAAGAACUGGAAACUAAAUCAAGGCAGCAGAACACGUAUAUUUUUCCAAAGCUUAUGGCAGCUUUGCAUUAAAUAACUUGAUUCCAUUGAGAUAAAUGGAUUGUAAAUUGCUUAUUAAGAUACAUGUUAAUGUUUCUGUGACAGUCUUUUAUUUUCAUACAAAUAAUAGAUAAAUGUUUGAUUGUUAACUUUUCAGCUUUGGGACAGUUCUCUUCCACAGCUCUGAGCCACUCUCCAGAUAUAAGUUCUACUGAACCUUUCAAAUCUGAGUCUGAUGUAAUAAUGACUGUAUUAUUCUUUUGUUAAACAAUAUAAGCAACAAGUGCUUGAGGUCAGUACUUUUUCUCUAAUUGACUGAAAUUUAAAGAAAAACAGGUGCAGGUUCAGUACCUUUUUUAGUGGUUGAUCUAGCAAAGUGCUAAGCACUCUUUGUGGUGACUUUCCUGGGAGAGCUGUGUCCAGGAUUUAGAUGGGGAUCUAGAUUAGCAUAUUUCAGGAUAGAAAUCUGAAAUUGCACAUUAUUUAUUUUUAAGGGCACUGUUACUUUGUGUAGGGAAAAGCACAAUUGUUAUAAAUGUAAAUAAAGGAAGAGCAUUUACAGAGAUUCAUACCUGCACAGUACUAUUGCUACUGUAUGUCAUACAAUUUCUGUGGUUUAAAGUAUUGAUAAACAUUCUCUCAGAAUUGUCCUGUUUGACACUGUUAGUCUUAUUUCCAGUACAGCUAUGGGGAUUGUUUUUUAUUUGUAUGACUUAAAAAUAAAAUGU
Messenger RNA from Prinia subflava (tawny-flanked prinia), 5948 nucleotides. It is a transcript of the gene ST8SIA4, whose product is annotated as ST8 alpha-N-acetyl-neuraminide alpha-2,8-sialyltransferase 4. The coding region runs from base 364 to 1443 and encodes 359 amino acids. Gene Ontology annotation, biological process: N-glycan processing; oligosaccharide metabolic process. Lineage: Eukaryota; Metazoa; Chordata; Aves; Passeriformes; Cisticolidae. The record is from RefSeq and is a predicted model, not a curated record. Gene Ontology annotation, molecular function: alpha-N-acetylneuraminate alpha-2,8-sialyltransferase activity. The transcript is spliced from 5 exons.